Salvia miltiorrhiza (redroot sage) is the source of this 2116-nucleotide messenger RNA. RefSeq names its product CDT1-like protein a, chloroplastic. Gene Ontology annotation, biological process: mitotic cell cycle; DNA replication preinitiation complex assembly; DNA replication checkpoint signaling. Gene Ontology annotation, cellular component: nucleus. Gene Ontology annotation, molecular function: DNA binding; DNA polymerase binding. NCBI's taxonomy places the organism in Eukaryota, Viridiplantae, Streptophyta, Magnoliopsida, Lamiales, Lamiaceae. The transcript is spliced from 8 exons. The record is from RefSeq and is a predicted model, not a curated record. The coding region runs from base 35 to 1762 and encodes 575 amino acids.
GCUUCACCUUCACUGUGUGUGUUUGAGCAGAGCCAUGGAUGCCAGUAAACAGUCGCCGCUGCCUUCUUCGUUCAAGUCGAAGAAGCUUCUGAGUUCGCCUGCGCCGUCGGAUCGGAAGGUUUCUGACCCGAACCCGGACCCGCUGAGCGUGAAGACCCCCGGGAAGCCGGCGGACCAGCCGCGGAGGCUGCGCAACCGCGGCGUGGCUCUGUCGAUUUCGGAUGUCAGGAAAGCGGCGAUGAAGCUCCGGGAGCGGGGAUCCGAUCCGCCUGCGAGGACCGACGCGGUUUCGAUUUCAGAAGAAGAGGAGAUUGCAGAGCUGAAGAAGCCUGCUGCUGCUGAGAUAGAGCUUCCGGCAAAAUACGAGUUGUUGGAAAAAUUCUUCAACAGCUUGGAUUCCUCAAUCAGGCUGCUCCAAUUGAAGAGAUCUGCAACGACAUUUAGUAAUAUUAGCCCCCAAAUAGGAACUUUGACCGAUAGGAGAUUUACAUAUAGUCAUUUAGCUCAAUUGAAGUUCAUCUUGCCUGAGGCCAUUGUGUUGGAGAAAACCCUUCAACACGACGAGCGCACAAGCUGUAUGAAACCCGACCUUCGCAUUACAUUGGACGUUGAAGCAAUUAAGAGGAAAGGCAAGUCGAAAUCUGGAAAUUUACAGCUGCGAAAAGUAUUCCGCAGCAGACUUCUAGAUUUCUUCAAAUCGCAUCCAGAGGGUGAUGAAGUUCCAGAAGAAGUGCUACCGGAGCCCUUUAAUCGAUCAAAGGGAGGUCCGAGCACAAAUUCAGCUCGACCUUCCGGCACAUCUUCGACUGGUCCGACUCAGGGUGUGGCAUUCUCAGGAUUAUCAGUCAGAGCCUCACUUCUGCCUCCAUCAUUUAAAAGGAGCUUUUCACUGCGGAAUUCUGUCCAUCAAGUCGAAAAGCUAAAGCAAGAACAGUCUUCGUUCAAUGGUGCUGCUCUUCCUUCAGUUAACUCUGAAGAUAAAUUUGCUGGAGGUAGCUCUCAUAAAGAAACUAGUGAAAUCGCCAGACUUUCAGGCAGGGAAACAUGCUCUUCAUAUGAAGCUUCUUUAGGCAGUGAAACGUUGUCAACUUUCCCAGAAACACCGGUAAAAUGUAUCAUUUCUAACGAGGAUGAGAUGGCUUCUGCUGUACUCAAAACGCCACUGAGCAUGGCAUCUACUCCUACGAGUGCCACGCCUGCACUUCAGCCGACUAAAAGAUGCUACAUGAGCCCCGAUAAUGAUUCGUUCAGAACCCCAAGCAAGCUUGUUAGACGGCCGCCCCCAAAUAGGCCUCUGAAAUUUGAUACUCCGGUGAAGAGUGUGAAGAAUGAUGAGAAUGAUGAUGGGCGGCGAGGGAAGUCAUCAGUGCCUGGCGACAUCUUCAGCAUUCUCCCACAGUCUCUCAUACAAUCUAUUCAAGAAAAGGAGAGAUUGGCAUCAAUGGAGCAGGAGCCAGCGAUCUCUCAAGCAAUGAGGCGCCGCAAAAUGAUUGCCGGCCUGCCCAAGCUCUUCGACAGGAUUUAUUUCUUCUUCCAAUCAAUCAGACGCUCAGUCGUCACAAAAGAGGAACUGAUUCAGAAACUAAUCAGCCAGCUAGACAUUGUUGACAAAAAGGAGGUGGAAGAGCAGCUCAGAUUGCUGCAGGAGCUAGCUCCAGAGUGGAUUUAUGAGAAGCCCGCGUUGAGUGGAGAUCUCCUCUUAUGUGUCAACAAGAUUGUGAGCCCAGAAGCCAUGCGUACGAGGCUGUCGGAGGCGAUAUGAGAGAAGCAAGAAACCAUGUGAAGGGCAGUUUGAUGAUGAGAAGUUCAUGCUUUUGUCACUUAAGAAAUGCCAGAUUUUGCUCAUCUUUGAAGGCUUGAAACCAGAAGGAAAAUAGGUGUUUUAUCAUCAGUGUUUCUUCAUUAAUCUUUUUUAACUAAGUUAAAAUUAACUGCUGGAAAUUGGUGCUGAGAUAUAAAUUAGAACUUAGAAGUGAUUUUUGCCCAUUUCGUUCCAAUCAUAGCAGUUUUCAAACUGCAGUUGUAAAUUAAAAUUAGUCAAGUCCUGUAAAUUAUAUGAUUAUCUGGGAAAAUAAAUCUACCAGAGCCGUGUUUGGUUCCAAAAUUGAUUUAGCAU